Messenger RNA from Culex pipiens pallens (northern house mosquito), 1512 nucleotides. RefSeq names its product juvenile hormone acid O-methyltransferase-like. The transcript is spliced from 2 exons. The record is from RefSeq and is a predicted model, not a curated record. NCBI's taxonomy places the organism in Eukaryota, Metazoa, Arthropoda, Insecta, Diptera, Culicidae. The coding region runs from base 41 to 844 and encodes 267 amino acids.
UAUCACAGCAUCGUUGCAGUUGAGGAUAACCGAUUGUGCCAUGAAUAACGCGGACUUGUACGCAAAAUCACACACGAUCCAGUUCGAGGUGAACGCAGAGAUAUUGCAGCAGUUUGAUUAUUUGGUAAAUUGGGAUAAAUUCGUGAAAAUCAAGCUACUGGAUAUUGGUUGUGGCGAUGGUGAUUUUUUGGUGAAUGUUUUGCUGAAGAAGCUGGAUAACAGGUGUGAAGUUCUUGGGGUAGACAUCUUCCAAGAUAUGGUGGACAUUGCUGCGAAAAAGUUUGGCUCAAUGCCAAAUGUGAAGUUUACAAAGUUUGACAUAACAGCGAUCGAUUUGUCUGAAUUGUUAAAAAGUGGACCCUUUAAUUUGAUUACCUCAUUCGUGUGCUUGAACUGGGUCCGAAAUCAGCGACAAGCUUUCGUCAAUAUUUAUCAGCUGUUGGCUAAAGAAGGGCAGCUGUUUUGUACUUUUGUGCGGAAUGAUGCUCUGAAGUUGGUGUAUCAAGAGUUGGCCAAGGAUCCACGAUGGUCGCCAUUUAUGACAGAUUGGAACGAUUUCACUGCACCUUACGUCGACGUUGAAGAUUGGAGACAAGUUCUUGGAGAACACUUGAAGGUGGCAGGAUUCACGGAUUUUCGAAUGGAAGUUUCCCAUGGACCGUAUCACUUUAGAUCGGAGCAGGAAUUGAAAGAUAUGCUACAUUCAGUUAAUCCUUUUGCCUUAAGAAUCCCUGAAGAACUAGAGGUCAAAUACGUGAAAGACUUACUCAAAGAAUUCCAGCGACAAUCCAAAUCUCCGGUAAAAUAUCCUUAUGAAAUGAUUAUUUUAUACGCUAGUAAAUAAAUCAAAUAUUUGAAAUUAGGUUCUAAAGUCGAAUCUACACAACUUUCACUUCUCCAACCGCUCAGCAAACCCCUCAUUUAGAUCAUCACGCUGAUCCAUUCAUCUAAAUCCCACUUUCAAAAGCGAUCGACCGCGUGAUUCGCGUGGGCUAAUAACCAUCAUGAAACUCCCCUGCAAAAAAAGUCUCCCCCCUGAAGCUUAUGCCACAUCAAAGCACCUUCUAGGUGCAGCCCCAGCGGUGCAUUAAUUUCCGCCAACCCGGAACGUCGUCGUCGUCGUGGGUCCAUGCCGGGCCAGGUUAAUGGGUUUUUCGUGAAGCCGAUUAAGGUUGUGCUCCAUGAGAAAUAGAGCCCCGAUAUCGGUGAACUAAUUAUCGUUACGAAUUAAAAAAUGCAACACACCUCGAGCGAUUUGUAAUUCUAAUUAAAUGGUGCACGGACCCCCACCGAGGUGGGAAGCAUUACGAUUUGUCAACAGUGGAUUAGACGUGAUUUGGGGCACCUCGAAUUAGAAUCGCAAAGUUUGCGUAAUAAAAGUAAACGGUUUACUGCCGUUCCCAGGUCAAACUGAACGGCAAAGGUGCUGCUGAAAACGUGAUGACCCCGGAAACCCGACUGGAAACGAAAUUGUAGCAAAAGUAAUUCACGACUAGCGAGAUCCAUCAUCAU